AUGAUUAAUAUAGCAAAGUGCAGACUUCCUAAGUACAGUCGAAUAGCCACACUCUCCUCAAUGCUUUCACCCCAUUCCUAUCUGAAAGCAACCGUAGCGACGCGUUGCUACUCCUCUCUAAACAAUGAGAUUGACUUGGAAAGGCAAAAGCGAAAAACUAACAUUGGGACAAUGAUACAGUAUCUAGAGACAAAAGUUCCCAACUUAUUGCAUGAAACAAUUGAUCGAGAAUUGCUUGACGAGAAGAUCAAACUAAGGAUUCUACCAAACUCCUUUCAUUUUUUCCCAACCAUUCAAGGGCCAGUAAAAUAUAUAUCCUUAUGGGAAACAGUAACCUCAUUCCUCACAAGGUUCAUCAUUGAGAAGAAGAAUACAAAACUGGUAAUUACAAACAUUUGUGUCAACGAGAAAAAUCCUGACGGCGAUAAGUCCUCAGAUUCAAGUUCGGAUUCCAAAAAUGACUCCAUUGAUGCUUAUGGCCUUUACGGAUCCACUUCCAAGAUCGUCAUAAGAUUCAAGUCUGACAAUAAAGACAAGUUCAUUACAGGUAUAUUCGUUUUCGAGUUGAAUAGAGACAACGAUAGAAUUUUGGUUCACACCAUAGACAAUGUGGAAAUAGUAAACGAUAAGAAAGUAGACAUGUUACUGGCGAUGGACUGA
Messenger RNA from Komagataella phaffii GS115, 660 nucleotides. RefSeq lists its product as hypothetical. The transcript has a single exon. NCBI's taxonomy places the organism in Eukaryota, Fungi, Ascomycota, Pichiomycetes, Pichiales, Pichiaceae. The record is from RefSeq and is a predicted model, not a curated record. Bases 1 to 660 code for a protein of 219 amino acids.